Messenger RNA from Podarcis lilfordi (Lilford's wall lizard), 12837 nucleotides. NCBI's taxonomy places the organism in Eukaryota, Metazoa, Chordata, Lepidosauria, Squamata, Lacertidae. The record is from the annotation of a GenBank genome assembly.
AUGGCGGUGGCGGCGGCCGCGCUGCCCGGAGAGCUGGCCCAGGCCGUGGCCGGGGCGCGGCUGCUGGUGGUGGGCGCCGGAGGCAUCGGCUGCGAGCUCCUCAAGGACCUGGUGCUCACAGGGUUCGCCAACAUCGACGUGGUGAGGAGGCGGCGGCGGCGGGGAAGGCCCUCCGGGGAAGGGAACCAAAAGCAAAGCGGAGCCCUCCCUGGCCGUUAUCUCCCGCGGCCGGCUCUUAUUGGGUCGCCUCAGCGUCCCCCUCCCCCACCCGAGAGGGGGAGGGGCUUCGGGAUGUGACGCCAUCGCGCUUGUUUGGAUUGGGGUUUCGUUGUUGUUUUCAUUUCCAAGGCGGGACCCCCCGCGAAGUGCCGCUGCUUCAGCCUCUUGGGUAGCGGAAGGCAGGGCAGAUUCCUUCGUUCGUUGCAUUUAUAGCCCACGUUUUUCUCCAGGCAGCUCAAUGUGGCUUCCAUGGUUAUCCCCCUCCUCAUUUAACCCCCACAGCAACCCUGCGAGGUAGGCUAAGCUUAGAGUGGUACUGGCUGGCCCAAGGUCACCAAGGGAGCUUCAUGAUGGCCAAUCAGGCCCUGGUCCGACACUAACCCAGUGUUUCUCAAAUUUGGGUCUCCAGCUAUUGUUGGGACUACAACUCCCAUCAUCUCUAGCUAGCAGGACCACUGGUCAGGGAUGUUGGGAGUUGUAGCUCAACAAAACCCGAGGACCCAAGUUUAAGAAACACUGCUCUGACCACUGCAUGUUGCUACAGAUUAGGGAUUCUAAUAGCUUCCUCUGUGAUGAGUGAGGCUUUGUUGAUGUGCUGUAGUUCCAGAUCCACCAAUGGUUGUGACUUGGAAUAAGCUAGCUUCCUAGGAGCAGUCUAUUGCUGAGUGAUCAGUUGCUACAGACACAGUGCAGAGUGUAUGUGGUUGUUUAUGUUCUGCUUGUGGGUUUUUGAGGGGCACCUGAUGGGCUAUUUUUUGUAGACAUAAUGUUUGCCAGAAUGAGCCUUUGAUCAAGCAGUCUUUAUAGAUGUUCAGGCUUGGCAGAUGCUGUUCUUGUGCUGACACAGAGUACCAGAUUGUUAGAUAAAAUAAUGCCGUCUUUGUGAGCUCCAGAACCAUCAUCAUUAAUAAUAAUGAUAGUAAUUAUUAAUAUUUAUUAAAUUUGUAUACCACCCUUCAACCAUAGAUCACAGGGCAGUUUACACAAUCUGGCUGGCUGCUUCUAGGAACAGGAUGCUAGACUUAGAUGGGCUCUUGGUUUGAUCCACGAAUAUCAAACCCAAUUUAUCUGUUACAUUUGUAUCUCCUCCUUCCUUCAGUGUGGCAUGUAUGGCUCUGUGUUCCUAUCUUAUUCUCCCACCAGCCCUGUGAGGUAGGCUAAGCUGAGAGAUGGCAACUGGCCCACACUCAGCCAUUCAUGGCUAAGUGGAGAUUUGAAUCACUUAGAUUUGAACUUAGUCCUUAUCCAACACUCACCAUUCUACUGAAUUGGUAGUUAUAAAGGUUUGUAAAGAUUCAUGGUGAUAAACACGGUGGGGAAGUCUUUUUGCAGCUAUUGACUGAUAGUGAAGAAUGAAUUCAGUAGAGUCAAUAUACCUUCUAGCAGAUGUCAGGUUCAAACAAAUGGGGGGUAACCUUCAGUUAUUAUUGUCAUCUUCCCAGAGGCCUUUGUCUGGGUGCUGCUAAAAAGUUGAUGGAUUUAAGAGUCUGUCCAGCAAGGUAUUUGUUGUGUGUAUUUUAAGUCCAGCCUAUCAGCUGCUGGAGCGUGAGCGCUUAAUGUCCCUGCCCCCAGCACAUAGCUCAUCCCAUCAUAAAAUAUGAAAAUGCAUUAGGAUCUGUGCCUUGAAUCCAUGUCGGUGGUGCUGGCAAGCAGUCGUUUUGUCAUUUUUAGUGUGCAGUCUACUGAUAACAGCUUUAAUACUAGGGAUGUUUGAGGGGAGGUAAAACCAUUCAAAUUCAACAAGUUCCAUUUUAAUUCUGCUGGAUCACACAUUAGUCAUGCCCCUUGGAAAAGCAAAGAGAGGGAGAGAGGAGUGGGAGGAGACUAGCCACUGGUAGGGUGAGAGGAAAGGAAUUGGGAGAGAAGCAACUGGAGAAGGUGGUGCCUGUGGCAUUCAUUCAGAAAAUCCAAUUGUACACAUACACACUUAAGAUCCAAAAAGGUUGGGGAUCUCUGCUUUUGUAAUUUCAUGGUUGAAUUUUCCAGUCACAUUUUCAAUAGAGUUAUCACUCUUCUGUAGUCAGAAUAGACCAGAGUACGUGGAUCAGCAUUGCCCACUAGAUCAGAUUGUCAUGUCAGAACUUGACUAAUUUCAUUUUAUGAUGCAAAUAGAACCAGUUAGGUUGCUAGUUGAUUAUUCCAUGGUAAAGUCUAGGAAAUCAAAUGCACUAUUAAGCCACACUGCAUUUUUUCAGAACUGAGGACAAGAAGUAUGGCAGAAAUGUUGCUUCUGGUUUCAAAAUCAUUGCUGCCAUGUUUCUUUUAACUUUUUUACAUCCUCUUGACUACCGUAAAACAGACAGUGGAACUCUAUUUUAGAAUACAGUACACCACUUUGGAAUUCAAGAAUGGGGUAGUAUGGCUAGGCUAGUUCUGUUUUCUGUGAUGUGCUGUAAGCUCAGUAUUUGUCAAUGAAUUAUAUGCUGGAAAAACCUGUAGAUGUACUGCCCAUCCUCCAUUUGUAGUUUGAAGUGUUAUAGUCCUAGAAAAAAAACUUGAUAAAAUUCUAUUUCUACUGGUUUUAAUUAGCCUAUAGCUGUAGAUCAAAUGGGGGCAGCACAUUUUUUAAAGACACUGAUUUCUGAUAAAGGCAAGGUACAGUUUUGUUAAUCGGAACAAAUAUGAAGUGUUUGUAAUUAAUCUAUUUCUAGAUUGAUCUGGAUACUAUUGAUGUCAGCAAUCUCAACAGGCAAUUCUUGUUUCAGAAGAAGCAUGUUGGAAGAUCAAAAGCUCAGGUAAGAAGAAUUUCAAAGUGCAGCUUUCACAAUUUAAUUCAGUAUUGUUUUUGAUACAACUUUAGAAGAAUACCUUUUAGGCAUCUGCUAGAAUUAAAUUUCAUGUGAUAACUUCAAGAAGUUCACCUUGACUAUAAUGUUUACUUUAUGAUAUGUUCCUUUAUAUAUUUAAUAUGUUUGUAUCAUAAUAGGCCAUGAAACAGAAUUAUCUUCAAAGCUCAGAAGAUAAUUGGGUGCUUGAACAUUUUUGUAAAAAAUUAAUAAGGCUAUUUCUAACUCAUAGGAGGAGGUUUAAGAUGACUAGAUUAGUAAAAAUUAUCUGUAUGUGUUCUUGUUGUCUUGCAGGUUGCCAAGGAAAGUGUGUUAAGGUUUCAUCCUGGAGCUAACAUUAUAGCUUAUCAUGACAGCGUAAUGAAGUAUGUCUGAUUCUUCUUACAUUUGGAAUUUGUAUCUGCUUUGUGAAAAAAAGCCCAUAAAAAGUGACAUAUACCCCAAACAAUUAUUAGCUAUGGGUGUCCACACUGUUAGUCAUUAGUGGAAAUGUCACAGGCAAUUUUGUUUUGGGUGGGGAAUAGAUAAGAAAAAAGCAAACUAUUUCCAUUUGGGUCCUAGGCAGAUCUUGCAUACAUCAAAAGUUUACAGAAAUGACACAAUACCCUGUCAAUGAGCCAUCAAUGCAGUAAUAAAACAAUUACUUUUAUUUUGCCCCAAACUAUUUUUUUCUCCAUGGACGCAGAAAAUGGCUGUUUUAAAAGUUUUACUUGUUUUAUUUGUGCUGUGUGAUGGUUGGUGUAACUAGUGCAACCAGAAAAUAUUGUGAUGUGCUGUUUGGCAGAUGUUGUAUUCAUGUGGUCAUAUACACCUGUCACGUCAAUAUCAACAGGCAUUUAUUUACUGACCCCCUAAACUGGAUCUUGUCUUCUUUUUCUGCAGCCCUGACUAUAAUGUGGAAUUUUUUCGUCAGUUUACCCUAGUUAUGAAUGCCUUGGAUAAUAGAGGUAUGGUUUAUCUUUGCUAUAAUGUGAGACAACUGAGACCUGGAGUUUUGAAAUGUCUUUGUUCUGACAUGAAUGUGCUUGAAAACUGAGAGACUGUGCAAGGCUGGAUUCCUAAUUGUCUAUUGGGAGUAUUGGGACAAGUGGUAUCUUUACAAACUGUACUUUUUAAUGCAAUCUGAGAAGUCCUAUCAAAAAUGCUACGUAUGUUCUCCCUGCUGUACAGUGAGGUUGCAGUAUUGAACAUAUCUUAUUUGGGUUACCUGAGGAGGAGGAGGGGAUAAGAAAGUUUGCAUUUGAAAAUCAGUGACUCUUCUUCUGUUUACAGCUGCCCGUAACCAUGUGAACAGGAUGUGUCUGGCAGCUGAUGUCCCCCUCAUAGAGAGUGGAACUGCAGGCUACCUUGGACAAGUAACAGUUAUCAAAAAGGUGUGGCAAUGAUACUGUGUUUUCGUAUGCUGUAGUAUUAUGAUCCCUUAAGUGUGGUUUUCAACUAACAAUGGAAACAUGAUUGAAAAAUUAUUUUCUACCUUUCCCCCUCUGUAGGGAGUGACGGAAUGUUAUGAAUGUCAGCCCAAACCAACCCAGAAGACCUUUCCAGGUUGUACUAUUCGCAACACUCCUUCUGAACCAAUCCACUGCAUUGUGUGGGCAAAGUAUUUGUUCAAGUAAGCUAAUUUUUUAAACCAUAAAGUUCUUCAGUGAUCUGAUUUGUGAGCACCAGGGGAAACUGGCUAGAUCCAGCUUUUCUGUACCUGAUACACUGUCGUGGUUGUUUUGCAAAGUGUAGAAGAGUCAUGAAUUUGAUGGCCUUGUGUGUCUGGCAGAUUACUUAGGUGCUACGAUGCAGCUACGGGAAAUCUAGAACAUCAGGCUGGGCUGGUCUGUUGUGUGUAGGUUGCCUUGAGUGCUUGUUCCUAUAAAAAGAUAUCUAAUAUGUUUUGAUAAUCCAUAGAGAUCACUCCUUCCUAUACAAGUGCCAACAGGAUUGUAGCAAAAAUGGAUUCCUUAAGAAACAAGAUGGGAGUUGUCAGCAUGUUUAGAGGGAACCUCAGCAUUAUGCAGAAGUACAAUAUAACUUUGAAAAAGAAAACUGAAAUGUAAAAACUUGGGAAAAGCAGCCCAGCGAGUACUGAGCAUGCUCAGUAGCUUUAGAAUAGUAGCAGUUGAAAAAGAAAUAUGAAAUGCAGGAGGGAGUGGCAUGCUCUCCUUUGAAGAGAGUUUGAGUACAGAGUUUUAUUGCAGUUCCUAUUUGUCAGGGCUAGUUACCUUCUCAAUUUUGUGUGAAUGGUUUGGAUGUGAAACAUCUCUGAGCUCUGUUGCAGUAUAAAUUGACUUUUUCCUUAGUGUUGGUUUUUUAAAAUUACACCCCCCUUUCCUUGUGUCUUAAAGCAGUUUGCAAAGAAAAAAAAUAAAGCAUGCUAUUUGGAGGAGCAACUUAAUGGCUAAAACCAAACCUUUAUGUUAACAGCUGGACAUAGCACUACCAUAAAUAACUUGCUUUCAAGAUUAUUCAAGCAAAGACAUUUCAGUCUCUAACCACCAUUUGUGUUUUAAAAUGUAGUCAGCUGUUUGGAGAAGAAGAUGCUGAUCAAGAAGUGUCUCCUGACAGAGCUGAUCCUGAAGCUGCUUGUAAGUUGUUUUUUUUAAAAAGACAAUUUUGUGCUUCUUUUGGGGAGUCCUUCUAUCAGCUGUGCAACUUCUGUUUGGGUAUCAGUUGCCACAGAAUAAUAUUUUCCUUGAUCCUCAGCUGCAGAGUUGCAUAGUUCUGUGUAUAUGCUGCGUAUAGGAGAACCAUCAGUAGUUGGUUAAUAUUUACUCUUAAAUAACCAACAUUAGUAUAGCUUUGAAUCCUGGUUCAUUAAUUGAGCCAUAACUUUCUGAAUAUUUCAGGUAACAUUCUGGUUCUUUAAUAGACUAGUUUGUUGAAAAAGUAGAAGAAACCUCCUGACUAGGUUUCCCUCUUUUGGUAAAAUUGUAUCUGUGCCAGGUGAGUGAUCUUGAUAGCAAAUAGAAAAUGUCAUCUUAUCGACAGGGGAGCCAGCAGAAGCUGAGGCCAGAGCAAGAGCAUCUAAUGAAGAUGGUGAUAUUAAACGUGUUUCAACCAAGGAAUGGGCUAAAUCAACAGGAUAUGAUUCGGUUAAACUCUUCACUAAGGUAUUUGUCUUAAGUCAGUGGCAUUUGCAGACAUUUCUUUUUAUGCCACUGUUAAGCGGGGGCAGACAUGUUGUAAGAUCUGCUUUACACUUGCAUCUGCUUUUCAUCAACUGUUCACAUUAGGCAAGCAUUGACUGUGUGGAUAUUUCAGUGCCUGGCUAUUUGUUUACUCGGGAUUUCAACUUGCUGGUUUUCAUAGAAUUGUAGAGUUGGAAGGGACCCAAAGGGCCAUCUAGUCCAACCCCCUGCAAUGAAGGAUCAUAGUCCGGUUGUAUGCUUUUAAUGGUGUACAUGGCUUGGAUAUUUUUAUUUGAAGUGGUAUAUAAACUUGACUAAAAAAUAAAAUAAAUACAGCAAGGUGCAUUUGGAUUUUUCAGCCCGAAUCCUCUUCCUGUGCAAAUGGCAGAGCGCUAAAACUCAGGACACUGUAGGGUCAGUCGUGACCAGCAACACACCUAUCCUCCUCUUGUCCCUGUUGUCUUUCAUUUGGGUUAGAGAUAAUGGCUAAAUUAGUGAUGGGCUGUAUAAGGAAUGGGAAGGUUGUCAGAAAAUAAAAAGGACACAAGUAAUUGGUCAAGGGUCUAUAUAAUAGCAAACUUUGUGCCCUCCAGAUGUUUUAGACUGGCCAUUGGUCAGCAGUGAUAAGAGUUCUGGUCUGCAACAUUUGAAGGGUGCCAGGUUAGCUACUCCUGUUCUGUAUCAUCAUGAGAUACCAGCUAAUAAAAGGAGUUGAGUAACAAAAGCUUGCUGCAGACUGGAAGGAGAGGGACACUGGCAUGCAAUUCCUUCUCUGGUACUGAUAUACAAGGCUGGAUUAAUUAAAUCUUUCGAAUUUACAAACAGAGCAGAGUACGUCUGCAACUUUGUUCUGAAAAGUGUGAAUGUUACUUUGCUAAGUUUACUUCUGGGCAAACAUGUGCAAGAUUUCACUCUGCAGCUUCAAAUAUGUUUCCAAGAGUUUGGUUGCCAGAAUUAAGCAUGUUUCAAUAAACCCAGAUAUCGUACUGGCCAUGUUUCCCCAACCUGCAUUUUCCUCACAGUCUAAUUGUGUUGCACUUCAGUAAGCAGAGCCCCUAGAAUGAAUCCUGUAGUGAGAACAUAUUGAUCACAAGACUAUUGAUAUUUGUAUAAAACAAAUAUCCUCUCAUACAAAUACGGGCUCUUGGUGCCUAGAUGAAUAUGCACUGGUGUUCAAUAUUAAAUGUUAGUAGAUCUGAAAUGUACUCUUGAAAGCACAUCAGUUGAUAGUAGGCUUCUCUUUUAAAUCUUAUUUUCUAGCUUUUCAAAGAUGACAUCAGAUAUCUGCUAACAAUGGAUAAGCUCUGGAGGAAAAGGAAACCUCCAGUUCCUCUAGACUGGAAUGAAAUACAAAAUCAGGGUAAGCAUAUUAUUAUUUGCCUUUCUUUGAUACUUAACAGUUGGACUGUCUACUUUUAAGGUAAACUAUCAAUUUUAUUACUGAACUGCUGCAGAGCUGUUGCAGGUGCUUAGUUUUGGUGUUGGGAUGUGGUUCCUGAAUCCGCCCUAUUUAAAGAAUAGUUUGGAGUGUGAUAGCAGCUGGGAUAAGAUAUUGAUCAAUGAAGACAUCUGAGUUUAUAGUGUGCAUCAAAGCUCGCCAAUGGGGUGCUCUCCAGAUUCUGCUAGACUCUUAGCAUGGCUAGUGGUCAGGGAUGAUGGGAGUUGUAGUUCAACAGCAUCUGGAGGGGACCAUAUGGCUACCUCUGAGGUACUGCAGCUGCACUUCCAAAUUUCCUCAGACAUUAUGCUUUUCACAUAUUCACUACAAAUCCUUGUGAUGAAAAAUCCAGUAAAUCAGCCAUUUGUGCUAUUGAAUUAGCUUCAGACUUAUAUUGGUAGCAGUGGAAGCAUUUGCUGACUCCUUAAAGACGUGUGUAUAGAUGGGAAAACAAAACAAGUUGAAUUUGAAGAAGGUUUUAACAAGCAAGUUUCUCGCUUCCUUUCCUUUAAAGAAAACAGUGCAUCUGAUCAACAGAAUGAACCUUCCUUGGGCUUGAAAGACCAACAGGUUCUGGAUGUCAAGAGCUACGCACGUCUGUUUUCUAAGAGCAUAGAGACUCUGAGAGCUCAACUAGCGGAAAAAGGUGAUGGAGCUGAACUUAUAUGGGACAAGGUUAGUUCAGCAAACGUUUGGGGAUGUGUUGCAUGCAGACGAGUAAAAAUGUUUGGAUUCUAGCACAGCACUAAUAGUAGAUAUGCCUAGCACACUAGGGGUUAGCGUUCUCACAAUAUCUUCUCUACAAAAAAAUGGCUGUCUUUGAGCCUUGUAAAUGACAUUAGACUGUUGAACAGAUAUGUACCCUCUGUUGGGCUUUGCAAAUUGUCAAUUUUAGAUGCGGCCUCUGUUGGCUAUAAAUGCAGAGGGAACAAUCCACUGAGCAGGUCUCAAGCAGAAGCCCUAUAGAAACAAACUGCAGUUCUCCAUUCUUGUUUGAUGAAAAAAGUGGCCUCAUGGGAAGUGACAUCUGGAGCACGGAGGAGGGUCCCCUUGAAUUCAGUGCAGCUCAAGCGAGAGAACUUUCCAAUUUCCUUUCCAAACUAUUAGAAGCAGAACAGAAUAAAAAGCUACACUAAAAGUGAUAAAGCUGCCUAAGGGAAAAUGUCAGCAGAUAAAAUUUGUUUGUUUAUAUACCACUAAUUCGUUUUUAAAAAUCAAAACAGUUCACAACAACUACAUAAAACCAAACAAUAAUAUUGUAUACAAAAGUUAAAAUCAGAAAUCGGAUAACUAAAAUUAGUCUGUUUAUUUAGAAAACUUGGGCAAAUAAAAAGCUCUUAACAUAGCACCUAAACCUUAAUAGAGAAGAUGCCAGGUGGACCUCUCUAAGGAUGACAAGACCCUCUCCCCUGUUAACACUUGCCUUGUUUCCAAAAAUCCUUCUGAAAAAUGAUCUUUGUGCUGAGAUUCAUUUGGGAGCAGGCAGUUUAUAUGGGAUACUGUGAAGGGCUUUAAAGGAGAAGACUUUCACUUUGAAUUGGACCUAGAAACUAUGUACCUUAUGGAUGAAUGUACCUCUCUCCAAAACUUUAUUUUAACAAUGAGUGGUGUAGGGCACAAUAAAAAAUGGGGAGUAUAAGUGAUACUUCAUAGAUGAAGAGAGAUUCUGUUUAAAGAUGUUUUUAUAUAUAUAUAAUAAUGAACUAUCUUUAGAAACUUAUCUGUUCCCAUGGUUCUUAUUGGAAAAGCAGUAUAAUCAAACUAUAUCUCAAAGGCUCAUUGCUGUGAUUGAACUACUUGAUUUUUACAUUCUUGGGGGAUUAGUAUCUCACCACUUCAAGGGAUGGAAAUGCUGGACUCAUGGCUCAGCUGUCAGUGUGGCCACAAAAUAAAAGUUAGUCAUAUUAAGUUGCAUUACAGAACUGUUACUUGGUACUUAUAGCAAUUUUAACAAUUAGAAGGGUAUGUUUUAUGAGUAAUGUGUUAAAAGAGUUUGAGUUCAAGCUUAUUUUAUACAGUUAUUUUUUUCAAGUUCCAGAAAUGCCUCUGUUCACUCUAAAAUGAUCAGUAUUUUCUAUUUUACUUCAAAAUGACUAUUUAACAGGAUGAUCCUUCUGCAAUGGACUUUGUUACUUCUGCUGCGAACCUCAGAAUGCAUAUCUUUAGUAUGAACAUGAAGAGCAGAUUUGAUAUCAAAUGUAAGUGAAAAGCUUAUAUUUAUUUUCUUGAAGGAUUUUCUCUGUCCUUGUUUUAAUAUGCUACAUAAACUCCUUAUUUCUGCUUCUUCCACAGCAAUGGCAGGAAACAUCAUUCCUGCAAUAGCUACCACUAAUGCCAUAAUAGCUGGUCUGAUUGUGCUGGAGGGUUUAAAGAUUCUCUCAGGAAAAAUAGAGCAGUGCAGAGCAGUAAGUGUGGUGUUGAUUUCCUCUCUCUUCUCUUUUGAUUGUUCAUGCUGGAUAAUUGAUUCCCUUUUUUCUUAUCUUCUGAAGAUCUUCCUUAAUAAACAACCAAACCCAAGGAAGAAGCUACUUGUCCCCUGCGCUUUGGACCCUCCUAAUCCCAAUUGCUAUGUGUGUGCAAGUAAGCCAGAGGUGACAGUGAAACUUGAUGUCAACAAAGUCACAGUUUUGACGCUACAAGAUAAGGUGAAUGAGCCUCUCCCUUCAUCCACCUCUUAGGUUUUUCAGUUUAAGCACUGUUCCUAAAUCGCUAAUCUGCAGAAUCUGUUCUGCACCUUAGGCCUUAAAACACAGGUAGGGAACCCCAGGCCCAGGGGCCACAUGCGGCCCUCCAAACCUCUCUGCCUGGCCCUUGGAACUCUCCUCAAGCAUUGCCUCUCACUCAUCCUGUUUCACACCCACCCUCAGGGUUUCUUCGUAGCUGGAUUUUCCCCCUGCACUCUGAUGCUGCUUUUUGUUUGACUAAAUGGAGGAUAGAGAGGUAAGUGUGGGUGUGUCCUGUACAAAGGUCACAUUUACAUUCCUUGCUCCACCCCCUUUUUUUCUCUGGCCCCACUCACCACUGGCACAUGUCCAGAAAGGGUUUGUGACCCUAAGGCUGAAGAAAGCGGGAGGUUCCCACACCCUAGUCAACACACACAGAGAUGGGGCUUGAGAUUUAACAGAUAUCAACUGGCCAGAAAUGGUAAGCCAGACCAGAAAGACACGGACUGAAAAUAGGUUGGGUUGCAUACCAACAUUACAGAUGCAAGGCGAAUUUUGUGGCUGGUGCGCAUCCCUAGUAGAAAGUGUUGUUUUGAUCAUGUAUAAGAAGGGGGUUGGGUGUAAGUCUUGGAAAAGGAUUAUUGUUUCAGAGUCUUGCUUAUAGAUUUUUCCCUCCCUUGCAUUCUUUCAGAUAGUGAAAGAAAAAUUCAAUAUGGUAGCACCUGAUGUCCAGAUAGAAGAUGGAAAGGGGACUAUUCUGAUAUCCUCCGAAGAAGGAGAAACUGAAGGUAUGAAAUGAAAGUGAAACUGGUGUGGUCAAAAGUCAGCCUGACAUUUAAGGAAGCUCCACACUGUAUGUCCUUUGCACUGCAGCAAACACACAAUGUGCAACACUGUGUAGCCUUGUGUCUGCCUCUGGGUGCUCUGAGCCAGGUGACCCAUAGAUGUGGAUAUUAUCCAAGCUGUAGUUGGACCCUCAUUACUACAGUUCUCAGAUUUGGAGGAUUUUGUUUGGGUUAUACAAUGCAAUCCUGGCUGCAGUCAUGUACUAUUAGGGGUCCGGCAACAGGUACUAGCAAUCAAACCAGGAACGGAGAUAUCAUCAAGCCACUGGAAAUGAUCCCAUAGCCCAGCCUCCCAAGUCCGUUGCAGGUUUUCUUAAGUGUAGCUUCUGGCUUUGAAGUGUGCAGCCUUCCAUAUUUCUGGCAAAGAAAAGAGUAUACGUGAUGUAUAAAAUUUUAACAUAGAUCAAUAGGUAUUAGCAGCCUUACUUUGCUUACUUUUCCUUUGCUUUUGAGUGUUUUGAGUUAAGAAAAGCCUUGGAGGCGACUGAUGUUUCUCCAGAGUACCUGAUGCUGCUUUUCUCCGGUUUUCCCCAUGUCCCCCUCAGCAAAUAACCACAGGAAGUUGUCAGACUUUGGGAUCCGAAAUGGUAGUCGGCUGCAAGCAGAUGACUUUCUGCAGGACUAUACCCUGCUGAUCAACGUACUGCACAGGUGAAGGCCAUUGAUUUCCUAGAGCUAUCAGAACCAGAAACUGCAACUCUGCCAAAAGAACCUUCAGAUUAAAUAAGUGAUAUAAGUCUUGCUAAUACAGAGACCAGCUCUGCAUUUGUGAAAAACACAAAAUUGAGAGCCAGUAGCGUUCUCUAAUAUGCAAGAAUAACUCCCAGGCCCUCCCCAUUGGCACAGCAUCCAUAACUGCCUUUGAGUGUACUGUGGUGCUUAGGCAAGCAAGGGUUGAAAAAGCCAACACCUCGGGUUGAAUAAGCCAUUUCACAAACUGCCUCUUAUUUGACCAUCAUAGUGUUUUGGCUCAUUUGACCAUCAUCUGAGUGUUUUUUUCUGCAUUUUUUUUUUUUAAUCAGCGAGGAGCUUGGGAAAGAUGUGGAGUUUGAAGUUGUUGGUGAUGAAGUUGUUGGUCCCAAGCCAUCGGAACAGCCAGUCACUAAGAAUAUCACCAAUGGAAGUGAUGAUGGGGCACAGCCCUCAACAUCCACAGGUAAAGACUGGCAGUGGGAGGGAACUGUAUCGACAUACCUACAACUGCUUGGAGAAAUUAGCAGCCCCUUGAAAUUCUAGGACGCAAGAUAAACCUUUAUAAAGCCUUCCAAAUUUUCCUGGAUCUUGAAAAUUCACUUAAGCCCCCAGAAGGGCCUGUUUGUUCACAAUUUUUGCUUUAGCUUUUGCACAUCCAAUCAAUAUAUCUUAACUCACUGAGGGACCAUGCAUUUUAUGGAUUGAGCUGGUCCAUUAUUUUCUAAGAUGGCAAUUUGCCAUCACUCUCAGUAUCAUUUAUUGUCUUGAAUAUUUGAAAACAGUCAUGUGCCUCAUUUUAGGUACAAGUGUGGAACAUUUAGCCUAUUUAUGUUAAGCCUAUAUUUAAAACAACAGCGCUAGGCUGCAAUGCAGUGACUCUCUUCUUUUCCAGCUCAAGAGGAAGAUGAUGAUGUACUGAUAGUUGAGACUGAGGAAGGUUCUUCAAGCAAUGCUGAUGACACAGAAAGCAAGAGCCGGAAAAGGAAGCUGGAUGAGAAGGAAUACACUGGCACCAAACGGCUGCGCUCAGAACAAUUGGCUGAAGAGCAGGAUGAUGUGAUAGCACUAGACUGA